Lagenorhynchus albirostris (white-beaked dolphin) is the source of this 1256-nucleotide messenger RNA. RefSeq names its product lactate dehydrogenase A like 6B (gene LDHAL6B). Gene Ontology annotation, cellular component: cytoplasm. The record is from RefSeq and is a predicted model, not a curated record. Gene Ontology annotation, biological process: carboxylic acid metabolic process. Gene Ontology annotation, molecular function: L-lactate dehydrogenase (NAD+) activity. Lineage: Eukaryota; Metazoa; Chordata; Mammalia; Artiodactyla; Delphinidae. Bases 111 to 1256 code for a protein of 381 amino acids. The transcript has a single exon.
GUAACGGGCUGAGCAAACGGCCAACGGUCACAGCUCUCUGCUUUUUAGCUUGUAAGGCUGCCUGCUGCUUUCUUCCUAUCUCUGUUCUUUCACCUCUCGAGUGAGUAGCCAUGAGCUGGGCUGUGGGAAUGCAGCGGGCCAGGCAGAGAGUGGGCGCUGUGAGACUGAAUUGCCUGUGCCCGGGAAUGGUGUUGAGUGCCUGCCACCCGCCAGGCAUCGCCCACAGGGGCACCUGGCCCAUCGCCCCCGCGUCCAAGAUGGCUACGGUCAAGUGUGAGCUUAUGAAGAAUUUCCCCUCAGAGGAGCCCGUUCGUUGCAAUAAGAUCUCCAUUGUAGGAGCUGGAUCGGUUGGCAUGGCCUGUGCUAUCAGCAUCCUGUUAAAAGGCCUGAGUGAUGAACUUGCCUUGGUGGAUGUUGAUGGAGGCAGACUGAAGGGUGAGACAGCGGAUCUUCAGCAUGGCAGCCAUUUUGUGAGAAUGCCCAAUAUUAUUUCCAGCGAAGAUUACCUUGUCACUGCAAACUCCAACCUCGUGAUUAUUACAGCAGGUGCACGCCAGGAAAAAGGAGAAACACGCCUUAAUUUAGUACAGCGAAAUUUCGCCAUCUUUAAGUUAAUAAUUUCCAGUAUUGUUCAGUACAGUCCUCGCUGCAAACUGAUUGUUGUUUCCAAUCCAGUGGAUAUCUUAACUUACGUAGCCUGGAAGUUGAGUGGAUUUCCCCAAAACCGUAUUAUUGGAAGUGGUUGUAAUCUGGACACUGCCCGUUUCCGUUUCUUCAUCGGGCAGAGGCUUGGUAUCCAUCCUGAAAGCUGUCAUGGGUGGAUCCUUGGAGAGCAUGGAGACUCAAGUGUUCCUGUGUGGAGUGGAGUGAACAUCGCUGGUGUCCCUCUGAAGGAUCUGAACGUAGAUAUAGGAACUGAUAAAGAUCCUGAGCAGUGGAAAAAUGUGCACAAAGAUGUGGUUGCUAGCGCCUAUGAGAUUAUUAAAACGAAAGGUUAUACUUCUUGGGCCAUUGGCCUGUCUGUAGCUGACUUAACAGAAAGUAUUGUGAAGAAUCUUAGGAGAGUGCAUCCGGUUUCCACCAGAAUUAAGGGUCUCUAUGGAAUAAAUGAAGAAGUAUUCCUCAGUGUUCCUUGUAUCCUGGGAGGGAGUGGUAUUACCAACCUUAUAAAAGUAAAGUUGGCCCCUGAAGAAGAGACCCAUCUGCAGAAGAGUGCAAAAACACUUUGGGAAAUUCAAAAGGAGCUUAAGUUUUAA